AUGGCUGUCGACAUUUUCUAUCACACCAACAGUGUUGAAAAUUUUCAAAUAUUUUGGUUUUUGUGGCGGCUGUUGGGUUAUAAAGGAUUUGAGAAUAAAUAUGCAAAUAUUCUACACAAUUUGGUGUUGCAUGCCGCCAUUAGCUUUUGGUAUCCGAUGCAUUUGACCUUGGGGCUAUUGAGUUUACCCAGCCAGGAUGAGAUUUUCAAAAACCUAUCGAUAACUAUUACCUGUAUCGUGUGUACCAUGAAACAGAUCUUUUUGAGACUGAAACUGAAGCAGAUGCGCGAUAUAGAGAAUUUAUUUCUAGAGUUGGAUGUCAGUGUUGCAAGUCGGGAGGAAUAUCAACAUUUUACUAACGGGCCACAGAAGUAUGCACAGUGGAUUUCUAAAUUGUAUUUCACAUUCUAUAUGGGAGCCAAUGUCGCAGCUAUUUCAAUGGUACUGUUGGACUCGGAGAGGAGACUUAUGUAUCCGGCUUGGUUUCCAUUUGAUUGGAAUUCGUCGUCGCUGGUUUACUGGUCAGUGCUGAUGUAUCAGUUUAUGGGAGUUACCACGCAAAUUGUACAGAAUUUGGUGAAUGAUGCUCCCGCUGGGGUAUUGCUUUGUCUGAUGAGUGGCCAUGUCCGGCUGUUGGGCAUGCGGGUGUCUAAAAUUGGUCAUGAUUCCAAGAAAACGGAGAAAGAAAACCUCGUCCAUCUGGGCAAGUGUGUUGAAGAUCACCUGAAACUAAUUAAAUUAUUUAAAUUGAUUGAAGACAGCCAAUCGUACGUGCAAUUGAUUUUAUACAUUUCGAGUGGACUUAAUAUUUGCGUAGCUGUGGUAUAUCUUCUAUUCUUUGCCGAAAGUUUGACGGCUUAUCUCUACUAUUCCAUGUUCAUAUUGGCAAUUUGCGUGGAAAUAUACCCGAGUUAUUAUUAUGGCAGUGUUUGCCAACAGGAAUUCAAUGACUUAAGUUAUUCGAUAUUUUGCAGCAACUGGACAGAUCAACCCAAGUUUUUUCGCAAAAAUAUGAAGAUUUUUGUCCAGAACACAUUGCCCAAGGUCACUAUGAGAGCUGGAGGAAUUGUGGGAAUGCAGAUAGAAAAUUUCUUUGCCAUUUGCAAAAUGGCUUAUUCUUUGUUUACUCUAGUCAGGAGUAUUAAAUAG
Musca vetustissima is the source of this 1149-nucleotide messenger RNA. RefSeq names its product odorant receptor 33b-like. Gene Ontology annotation, biological process: detection of chemical stimulus involved in sensory perception of smell; sensory perception of smell. Gene Ontology annotation, molecular function: odorant binding; olfactory receptor activity. The transcript has 2 exons. Lineage: Eukaryota; Metazoa; Arthropoda; Insecta; Diptera; Muscidae. Bases 1 to 1149 code for a protein of 382 amino acids. Gene Ontology annotation, cellular component: plasma membrane. The record is from RefSeq and is a predicted model, not a curated record.